Messenger RNA from Pectinophora gossypiella (pink bollworm), 2673 nucleotides. RefSeq lists its product as uncharacterized. NCBI's taxonomy places the organism in Eukaryota, Metazoa, Arthropoda, Insecta, Lepidoptera, Gelechiidae. The record is from RefSeq and is a predicted model, not a curated record. Bases 32 to 2413 code for a protein of 793 amino acids. The transcript has a single exon.
GUCACCACUCAGUACAUUGCGAAUCUCCACAAUGAAUAUCAAAUUAGUUCUACCAUUACUUACAAUUCUUGCUGUGGUCAACAGUGAGGAUAUAAUACUAGGCUCAAAUACUAGUGGAAGAAAAAUUUACGAUGAAAAAAGCCAAGCCAGUCCAGCUAUUUGGAGACAGACACAAAACGUUACAGUUAACACGACUGAUAGUGAAGUUAUAAGUCGUAUCGUCAUCACUGAUCUGAGGCCAGACAAGGAUGGCGAUGCCAAAAUCAUUGAAGGCGGAGAGGGACAGAAAUCCGUCACCAUUGAGCUAAAAAGCCCAACUGUAUUAAGAGGAUACGACUUCCAGAUCCAAGUUUAUUCCGUACCUGAUACGCAAGAUAUUGGAGGGAACAACAAGCCCGGCAGCACUGAGAAGGAACCGAAAAUAAACCCUGACGUCCAGCCGCCGAAAACCAUCGCCGAUGAUAUUAAGACCCCGACACCAUUAACAACAGAUGUCAAAGUAGGAGACGCCAAAAGACAAGUUCGCAGUCCUGUCGAUGACCAAUCUCAUGACGUUAUUGGCAAAAUAAAAAGCCAACACACUCCGAAUCUUCCGUCAGUAUUCGGAAGCGACAUUACUACAACAGAUCCUUUAAAAGCGACUUCUACAGAUGGAAAGGCGACUGCAAAAGACCAACCUACUGACAAACCGUUCCCUGAUUUACUCGGUGUAUUCAACGUCGAACGCAGUACACACAUACCUGCACCACAAAAAGAUUUAAAAACAAACACAGACGUCGACGACGAGGCUGUAGAUACUGACAAAGAAGAGCAACCUAAAACGCAAGAUAAUCAGAAGAACACUGGUUCUCCUGCGAUUGUCGGUAAAGCUAUUACACCGGCACCAGAAAAAGAUUUAAAAACAAACCCUCUCACACGCCACGUUAGAGAUACUGAGACAGCAGAUCCACUUAAACCUCAAUAUAAUAAAAAUAGCUCGCCUCCAUCGAUUCUUGGCAAAGCCAUUACACCGGCUCUAGAGAAGGAUUUAAAAAAUAACCCAAGUCUAACACGGCAGGUUAGAGAUUCGGAGAAAGAAGAUGAAAUUAAAACUCAAGGCGGUCAAAAGAAUAUUGGAACUCCGGCAAUCGUCGAAAAAGCUGUAACACCAGCUCCAGAAAAAGAUUUAAAAUUAAACCCACACCUGACACGACAAGUUAGAGAUACUCAGAAAGAAGACGAACUUAAAACACAAAACAUUAAAAACAGCGAUUUACCUGAUAUUGUUAGUAAAACUCUUGCCACUCCGCAACCGGAAAAGGAUUUAAAAACAAGCAAAGAUGUUAAACGUCAAGCUUCAGGUUUUGAGAAACACGAUCAGACAAAAACUCAAGACGAUCAAAAAGUCAGUGCGUCUCCUGCGAUUGUCGGUAAAUCUAUCACACCGGCUCCGGAAAAGGAUUUAAAAACCAACUUAGAUCUAACAAGACAGGCCAGGGAUACGGAGAAAGAAGACGAAAGCAAAACUCAAGAGAUUAAAAAGGGCGCACCUCCGUCAAUUGUGGGCAAAUCUAUUACACCAGCCCCAGAAAAAGAUGUAAAGACAAGCACAGACUUACACCGACAAGUUAGAGACACUGAGAAGGAAGACCAAACUAAAAUUCAAGGAAUAAAAAACGAAGGACUUCCGUCGAUUGUUGGUAAAUCUAACCAGCCUAUUACACCAGCGCCAGAGAAAGAUUUAAAAACAAACAAAGAUGUUAAACGACAGGUUGGAGACACUGAGAAAGACGAUCAACUUAAAACUCAGGAUUACCAAAAAAAGAUUGGGUCUCCAUCCAUUGUCGGCAAAACCGUUACGCAGGCCCCUGAAAAAGAUCAAAAAACAAAUCCAGAUAUAUCACGACCAGCUAGGAACACUGAAGACGAAAUUAAAACUUCAGAUAUUGUCAACAAAGGGCCUGCUGUAAAUCCCUAUAUCCAAGGUUUGCUAAUUGCUCCUGUAAAUGAAUCUAACAAUACGCCGCAAUACGGAACCUUUGAAGGAAAGGCAUCGACGACAGAGAAAUCCAGAAUUGCUCGUGACACAGAAAGUGAAGGCAAAAAUGAUGAAAAAGAAUCUAAAAUCCAAAACGAUGGUGUUAAACAAGUGAGUCCAAAAAGUGAUGAUUCCAAUGGCCCAAAAAGUGUUGUAGCUCCGAAAAUUGGCUUUGGGGACCAAACUUCCGAUAGAACUACACCAAGGCCGUACGUUCCUCCAGUUUCAGUACAUCGUAGGAGUACAGAAAAUGCCCCGGUUGCCAAAGGACCUACCAUAUUAAGUCCUACCCAAAUCAAUCCCCAAAAAGCAAAGUCCGAUGAAGAUUCCCUUGAAGACGACAUUACGAAAGCCAACGGACAGAAUGAAAAGAAACCUGUGAUAUCUAUUCAAUAAGUUAUUUACAUUAUUAACUUUAUGUUUUAAUUAAACAUGAAAGAGGUCAUAAGUAAUAAUUAUGUGAUAAUUACCAAGCAGCAAGCAUAAAUGAUUACUGAGUUUUCUAGUAUUAAGGUAAAGGUUUAUAAUUACAACUUGUGCCGUCCAAUUAUGUUAUUAUCGACUUUAUUAUCCUUGUUAGCUAGAGGAUAUAUUAUUGCUUUAUUUGUGAUUUGAGCGAUUAUAUGUGAAGAAAUAAAGUAUUAUUUGUCACAUAA